AUGGCGUCCAGCCGGGUGCCGGAGAGGGAGGUCCGGGAGGAGUCGAACCCUGACUUCAGCCUCCACAAAUACUCCCUGCUCAUCAUCACGGGACGGACGGCUCACCUCAGACAGACGGGACCCAUCAGCAGGGACAUUGAACGAGGUAUUCAGUCAUGGGACAUCGACUUAAAAUCCUGUAACCUGGAUCUCUACCUCCAGGAGUUUCUCUCCCAACACACGGCGUCCUUCAAGGGUGCAGGGCAGAAGUGUCUGCGCCACAUCACCAGAGUGUUGGACACUCAGGUGCUGAUCGGUCCGUCUCAGGAACAGGCUCAGUCAGAGGUGUUUGCUCUGCUGUCCAGGGACUCGGCCCACAAACUGUUAAUCUUGGCCGGCCAGAGCGUGGAGGGAAGUGGAGACCUGCUGUUUCACAGAGGGCUGUUCUCACCGCAGCUACUGAAACUAAUGCUGACAGAGCAGGUACGGCCCAUCAGCUCCGCCUGCUCCUCCAAACUCAGUUUGACCCUCAGCUGUCCCAACAUCGGCCAGUGGAGGAAGACUCUCUUGGGGAACCGGCCUCCGCAGUGUCCCUUCACGCUGCACAUCAACCCCCCGGAGGUGCUGCCCGCCAUGGAGGCUCUGGGGGAAUUCACCUCCCUCAUCUCCGGUACCCUCUCCCCUCCGUCCCCCUUCGACCUCCUGCCUCCUCCCGUCACCGUGGGUUUUCUCAAGCUGUCCCGCCCCUGCUGCUACGUGUUCCCCGCGGGCCGCGGCGACUGCGCCUUUUUCGCCGUCAACGGCUUCACGGUGCUGGUGGACGGCGGCUCGGACUCUCAGGCCUGUUUUUGGAAGCUGGUGCGACACCUCGACCGAGUCGACGCGGUCCUGUUGACGCACAUCGGGACGGAAAACCUCCCCGGGGUCAACGUCUUCCUGGAGAGGAAGGUGGCCGAGUUGGAGCUGAGUGCCGAUAUCAAAGGUAUGGAGCGUCCGGUACAUUCAAUCACGAGCAUUCGAUUUAAUGACUCGUCUAAGAGGCUAAUCUCCCCGGAGCUCGGAGUGGUGUUCUUCAACGCCCCCUGCAGGCUGCAGGUGGACGAGCAGCCUUGUGUGGACAAUGUACUGACGAGCACGCAGCAGGCGGCCCUCACCCUACAGCUGUUAGAGAAGUUAGACAUCAGGCCGCAGCCGUUGUUUCGCCCGCAAGGGGUUCCCAUUGAACCGCUGACCCUGUUCCAGAAGAUGGGCGUCGGCCAGUUGGAUUUGUACAUCCUCAGCCCCGGGAAAAACAGCCAGGAGUACCAGACACUCAUGCACAACUGGCCUGAUGCGGAGUCAUCGGCAUCCGAAUCCCAAACCACCCUGGCUUCAGUGUCCGCCCUGCUGGUGUGGCACCCGGCGUGUCCCCAGGAGAAGGUGGUCAGGGUGCUGUUUCCCGGUGUCACCCCACAGGCGAAGCUGCUGCUGGGGCUUGAGAAGCUGAAGGGGCUGGCCUUCCUCCAGAAGCCCACGGUGACCACCGGGGACGUGGAGAGACUUGGGGAGGACGGAAAGACCAAGGGGACGGAGAACCAGGAGAGCGUCAGGCCGCACGGAAAGGAGGCGACACCCAAACAUGGAAAAGAGCCGGGAGUUAAGGAAGAAGGAAAGGAGGUACCGGGGAGGGAAAAGGGAAAAGUAUUAAACGGAGUCAAUUCAAGAGAUGCUGAUAAAACCAGAAACAAAGACGCAGGCGUGAAGCAAAAGGCAGCGUUGACUGAGAAGAACGCCUCGAAGAAAGGUGGAAGGAAGGAUGGGAAAAAGGAGGAGAAGCCUGGGAACAUCCAGGAGAACGGCGGUAAGAGGAACGACCAGGGGGAGAAGGAUGUUCUUUCUUUCAAACCGAAGAAUGACAACAAAAUCAAGCUCAAAAAGGAAGCGAGAAACGACUUUAAAACGGGGGUGAAUAAAACGAGAAAACCGUCAGGAAAGGAUGCAAACAAUGGCAAGAAGGCAAAUGUAAACACUGCAACCAAACCCCAGACUGAGAGUGUUUUGGAAAUCCCACACCCGGAGCAGCAGACUCCAAAAACGGAGAAAGAGUCUGAAGAGAACUCCCGUGGCUCCAAGUUGUCUACCCCCGAGGAUAUGACGGAGGAUUUUCUCAGGCUCCGGGAGGAAACUGAAAGAGCUGAUAAGGCAAAGCAAAAAAGCAGCGAGCCAGGAAAUGAAAAGAGCCUCGGAGGUCUGAGCGUGGUAGCCGAAGAAGCUGCGGGGAUAAUGGGAGGAAUGAGUGGUGAUAAUGGUGCGCAAGACAAGACUCGGACCGGAGAGAAAGCUGACGCGGGCCCGCGGAAAGCUGCCAAACCAGAAAAGGUUUUAGGUUUUCCGUCUCCCCUGAACCUGGCACCGAAGAACGAGUGCGAGUCCCAGCUGGACUUGACCCCGACUGACCCCGAAGAGCAGACCGUAGAGCCCGCCUCCCCAGAUUCACGGCCCAACAGUGCAGGCCACACCCCUUACUGCCUGUCCCCGGGCGACGUUUGGUGCAACCGGGCCACUCUCAACCGGUUGCAGGCCCAGAUGGGUAACGUAGAGACAGCGGAUGUCAACCAGCCCGAUGGAUCGGCCAAGCAAAGCGAGAAAAGCAAUCCAGAGAGUCACACAAACCCCCGAGAGAGGCAACUCAGUUUCCUUUCUUUGGGUUCCUUUAAAGAGGGACCUUCAGACCCCUCUCCCUCUUUCACCACCACUACCACCACCACCACAACACACUCCAUGCCAGCAGAGGUGAGCUCACCUCAAUCCACAGAAGUAGACGAAUCGCUGUCCAUGUCCUUGGAGCAGGGACCGACCACGGGGAGCCAUUUUGCCGGGAUGUCUUUACCGAUAAAGAAGCCUCCCAGAUCGGCGUCAACUCACGAUGUGGAUCUAUGUCUGGUUUCCCCCUGCGAGUUCAAGCAUCUCAAACAGCCCGACUCCAGCUCGGGCGCCGGUGAGCCCCCAAGAGGAGCCUUCGCUCCACAUCACCACGGCAACAACAACUACAACCCCAAGGAUGCGUCACCCAGCGAGUCGUGCGCCCCCGUCUGCACGGAGGACUGCCCGUCCACCACCGCGGAUGGGUGUCUGGACUCGGACGAGGACGAGGAGUCGAGCAGCGAGCCGUCGAAUUCUCCCCGCAAUCUGCGCUCCGGUCAGGCUCUGCCCCCGGACCCCCUUCCAGCCCCUUUCAGGGACGGCCCGCCGCCGCCCCCCCACCCGGACACAUCCAUGCCCGUUCCUCAGGCCAAGUCCGAUGCCCACGGGAAGAAAGCAAAAGCCACUGGAAUGCGGGGGAAGAAAACUCCAGCCGUGAGUGGUCGAGGCCUCCCAGAGAUCCGGCUCGGGGAAAAGCCGGACGGGGGUCCAAAGUGGAGUCCCAAAGGCGAAUGUCUCGUCUACUCGUACGCCUUCCUCCAGCACCCGCCCAGCACCGGCAAAAUCCUCCCCCAACCCAGACGUACGUGUGUCCAAUGGUUUGUAUUGACAGGCGCCAAGUCUACCGGUUGUGGGGAGGUCAGUGUGUAUGUGGACCUGGCCUACAUCCCCUCUGGACCCUCCUGUCCGACCGUCGGCGUAGACUUCUUCAGGUGCGUCCGCUCCUCCUGUUACAUCAUCAGCGGUGACAGUCAAGAGAAGGAGGAGCUUAUGAGGCGCACGCUGGACGCUCUCCUGGAGGCCAAGACGUCCUGGCCCGACUCCAUGCAGGUGACGUUGAUCCCUACCUUCGAGUCGGUGCCGAUGCAGGCGUGGUACCAGCAGACCCUGGACCGGCAGAAGGAGCUGGGCAUCACCGUCCUGGGAUCCAACAGCACCGUCGCCAUGCAGGACGAGACCUUCCCCGCAUGCAAGAUAGAGUUUUAA
Messenger RNA from Cyclopterus lumpus (lumpfish), 3867 nucleotides. RefSeq names its product microtubule-associated protein 1S-like. The record is from RefSeq and is a predicted model, not a curated record. Gene Ontology annotation, biological process: dendrite development; axonogenesis; microtubule cytoskeleton organization. Gene Ontology annotation, molecular function: microtubule binding; actin binding. The transcript is spliced from 13 exons. Lineage: Eukaryota; Metazoa; Chordata; Actinopteri; Perciformes; Cyclopteridae. The coding region runs from base 1 to 3867 and encodes 1288 amino acids. Gene Ontology annotation, cellular component: microtubule; dendrite; microtubule associated complex.